This is a messenger RNA of Bacillus rossius redtenbacheri, 16068 nucleotides long. RefSeq names its product BOS complex subunit NOMO3. Gene Ontology annotation, molecular function: carbohydrate binding. The record is from RefSeq and is a predicted model, not a curated record. NCBI's taxonomy places the organism in Eukaryota, Metazoa, Arthropoda, Insecta, Phasmatodea, Bacillidae. Gene Ontology annotation, cellular component: endoplasmic reticulum membrane. Bases 131 to 3817 code for a protein of 1228 amino acids. The transcript is spliced from 16 exons.
GUUAAGUGCUGUUGUUGAUAUAAACGAUUGCAAUUUGUUAUUGUGUUCUAACCUUAACAUGAAUUUUUUCUGAUCUUGAAAUUAUUGUGGUCUGAAAACGCUCCUUAUGAUAUGCGUAUAAAUUUUAAAAAUGAUAAACCUUUUUGAUUUCGUGAAGUUUGUUUCUUUAGUGGUUUUUGUUUUCAGCUGUGUUAAAUUCUCUUCUUCCCAGGACAUUUUGGGCUGCGGCGGGUUUGUAAAAAGUGAUGUUGACAUCAACUUCAGUGAAGUUGAAGUGAAACUGUUUACAAAGCACGGGGCCCUGAAGGAUCAAAUUGACUGUGCUCCAAACAACGGCUAUUACUUCCUGCCGCUGUAUGACAAAGGAGAAUACGUCUUGAAAAUUGCACCUCCAUCUGGUUGGCUGUUUGAACCGAAAGAAGUUGUACUAAAUGUUGAUGGCAUCACAGACCCAUGUAGCCAAGGCAAAGAUAUAAAUUUUGUUUUUAAAGGGUUUGCCAUAUUGGGCAAGGUUGUCAGCGCGGGCAGUGAAAAUGGUCCGAAAGAUGUGGCAGUUUCCUUGUUUGUGGAUGGUAAAUCGCUGCCUCUGCAUGAAGUGGCCACCACUCAAGAAGGAAAGUUUGUCUUCAGUCCGGUUCUGCCAGGAAAGUACUCGAUCACGGCUUCCCACCCUCAUCUCAAGUUCAACAAAAGCCGAACAUCUGUGCAAGUUGGCCAACAAAAUGCAGAAAUACCAUCGGAUGAAUUAGUAGUAUCUGGUUAUGAUGUAUAUGGUACAGUAACCAGCAAUGAUGAACCAAUAAGGGGUGUAAGCUUCGUGCUCUUUCAAGAAGAUAAUAAGCCACCGCCUAGUGAAUUGGAUGCCUGCAGUACUACACCAUUGGCAGGAUUCAAAUCAAACAAAAACUCCUUGUGUCAUGUUAUUUCUGAUGAAAGGGGCGUGUUCCAUUUCCGUGCUCUACCACCGGGCAAAUACAAAGUGGUCCCACACUACGAAAGUCCUACCAACAUCCACUUUGAUGUGAGGCCGGAAAAAUUUGAAUUUGAAGUUACUCACAACAGCAUUGUUAUUGAUUCUCCAUUCAAGGUGACAGGCUUCAGUGUGAAAGGGCGUGUUUUGAUGAAGGAGAACGGCAACGGAAUACAAGAUGCCACGUUGCUCUUGGACGGACGCGUCAGCAGUCGCACCUCUGCCAGUGGAGAGUACUACCUUGAGAACAUGCAGCCUGGCACCUACAGCUUGCAGGUUAAGGCUGAUGACUUGAUGUUUUCCACUGAAAAUGUGAAAAUCACAGCAAACACUCCUCAGCUUCCAGACAUUUACCCGACUGCAUACAAAGUGUGUGGUGUUGUGAAACCAUACAGGUUAAUUCACAGCAGUGAAGAUAAACUCCCAUUAGCUGUUCUGUUUUCUAAUGUCGACGACGACCAAAAAAUGGAAGUCCAAGUUGAAGCUGGAUCUGGGAAGAUCUGCCAGUUUCUCAAAAGAGGGAAUUACAAAGUUUCAGUUGUGGUUUCGGAAGAAUUGAAAAACAAAUGGUUACAGUUCAGUCCACUAAGUAAGACGGUAAAAGUGUUGGACAGUCCGAUCCUUGAUGCAUUUAAAUUCAUCCAGCUGAAGGUGAAGCUGUCUGGGAAAGUUUUAUGUUUACCUGUCGCUGGGGACAGGUCUUGCCCUGAAAUUAAAAUUUCUUUGCAUCGCGUAUCCAGCGAUGCAGCGGAUAAAGACGUGUUGAGUACUUUGACGAAAGGUGCAGUGUACAUUUUCGAGGACAUUCUGCCUGGUGCAUACACAGUUAGCAUCACUAAAGAUGAAUGGUGUUGGGAAUCCACUAGCCAUGUAGUGAAUGUCACGUCAUCGGAGUAUGUUGCAAGGCCGUUUGUGCAGACAGGUUUUGUGGUGAACUUUUAUUCAUCACAUGCGACAGAGGUGCAGUAUGAAUUGCAGUCUUCACAGAGUGGUUUGCAAACAGUGAACAAAUUAUUUGUUGAAAAGGGUCACACGAAAACGUGUGUUACAUCUCCAGGAGUUUACAAAUUCAAGCCAGUUGGUUGCCAUGAAUACGACCAGCCUGUGUUCCAAUGGAAUUCUGCUGCUGUUCCAACUGCCAUCCACAUGAAUGCCAUUUCGCAUGCCGUGUCGGGACGGGUUACCUCCACGGAGAACGUGAAUGAUAUUGUGGUCACAGUCACUAGAGCUGAAAACGAAAAUUCACAAACAAGGUUGGGUCCACUGAAACCAAAAGUUGUUCCAGAGAAAAAGAUGGUAUUUUAUGAAUUCAGAGUUCAACUUAGACCUGGGGAAACGGUGACAUUUGAACCAUCUGCAUCCAGUUUGCUUUUCAGACCAACAAAGAUUGUGUUUGAAGGAUUGGAUGACUGUGUUGAUAACCAAAUACAGUUUGAAGCUGAUUUGGGAAAAAUAAUAGAAGGAAAGGUGGUUCCAGCACUUCCGGGAGUGAAGAUUAGUGUCUUUGGCGAUGAUGCCAAGGAGAAGUUGAUAACAUCUGCAGAUACUAAAGAAGAUGGUUCCUACAGAUUUGGUCCUCUUCCAGGAACUGUUAACUAUCAAAUUAUUGCUGAAAAAGAAGGUUAUGUUAUGUCCAAACGAAACUCUGAUGGGAAUUUUCAUGCACAUAAGUUGGCAGAGAUCAUAGUGGAAGUAACCGACAAAGCUGACGGAAAACAUCUCCAGGGUGUGCUGCUAUCGCUCUCUGGUGGCGAGAGUUUCCGUCGCAACAGUCAAACUGGGAGUGAAGGCCGGAUGACGUUCUCCUCCUUGAGUCCUGGUGAUUAUUUUCUUAGACCGAUGCUGAAGGAGUAUUCCUUCGAACCAGCUUCCAAAAUGAUUUCUGUUCGUGAAGGUGAAACAACAGAGGUGAAACUUAUUGGACGGCGUGUGGCGUACAGUGUGUUCGGCACAGUCACAUCGCUGAGCGGCGAGCCGGAGAGAGGCGUGGUGGUGGAGGCGGUGGGCACCAACAACUGCUCGCUCUUCCAAGAAGAAAGCACCACGGAAACAAACGGACAUUUCCGCAUCCGAGGUUUAAAACCAAAUUGUGCAUAUGUUGUCCGUAUGAAGCAAGGACGAGAAGUAAAUCAGCAUGUGCAAAGAGUUACUCCAAAAAGUGUUACAGUCACUGCAUUGGAUGGUGACAUUCAUGGAAUCAAGUUAAUUGCCUUUCAUGCCAUUAAACAAAUGGAUAUUUCUGCAUAUAUCAACAGCUCAGACAUGGAGCAUUUGCACACCGUGAAUGCAAAACUCUGCCGAGAAGAUUCUCCUGAUAUGCCUGUGCACACCAUCAAAAUGGAAGCAUUAUAUGGAAAAUCUUCACUAGCUAAAAGCACUAAAGGACCACUUAUCGUAUUCCCAUCAAUACCGCUCGACAAUCGUGGUUAUUUCAUUCUACUGGAAUCUACACUUUCACCAAAGUCCUAUCACCGUACAACUGAUAAGGUUCAUUUUAAAGCAAACACUUCAUUCAAACAUUUAAAACUAGCGUUUCAGCCAGUUCAUAGAUAUGGUGAUGUUCACAUAGGGCAUUGUUCGUAUUAUGUCAUACCCUUAGCAACUGUUCUAUUCCUAAUUUAUUAUCAUCAGCAAAAAAUUUUUCCUGUAAUGAAUAGAUUUGUCCGUAGAGCUUUGAAGUUUACCAAAAUUGCAGGCCCGCAUUCGGGCAGGCAAGGAAACAAUUCAGGAUCACGGGCAAGCAAUGUUGUUACAAGACACAGUGCAGCCAGUGAUCAUGGUGUGAAUGAUGUUGUGUUAGUGGAAGCAGUGAACGUUAAAAGAAAAGUGAAACCGCGACUAAUUUGAGUCACGCAUCUUAUUAGUGAUUUGCAAUAUUAUGUUAUAGUACAGUUAUAAAUUUUUGGAAUUUGGUGAUUAUUUGGCAAAGUGUUGUAGUUCUGUGUAUGUAAUUAUUAGGUAACCAGGUUGCUGUGAUUCAAAAUAUGGAGGGUUAGUAAUAUAAAGAAUAUACACUCAACUGUGACAUUUGGGCAGUUAUAAAUGUGUUUCAUUUACAUUCUCUAAAGUAUGAAAGGUUGUUUACUUACUUGUACUUGAGAGAGUGGUCUCAAGUGAAGACGAUAUAGUUCAAGACCCUCUAAUUAUCCAUUAUACAGAAUGAUUCAAAAGUCCUUAAACAAACUUUAAGAGCAAAUCAGGCAUAUAGAAUCAAGUAAUUUUUACAAUAGAACAUUGGAUUACUAACGGAAAUGUCUGAUGAUGGGGCACCAGUCUAUUUGGAUAGUGUUGUCUGUACAAAUGACGUGCUUUACUGCCAUUUCAUUUUGCUUCCCCAUAAAUGCAAUCCAUCUGUGCCAUCUAAUGACUAUAGUUCUCUAUCCUAUAUUGGAAAUGUUUGCAAUGACAAGUCCCAACUCACUCGCUUGCAAAAAGCACCUUGGGACCUCAUGUUCUAUAGUAAAAAUAACUUUUUUUGUGUAUACAUGCCCUACCCUUAAAUUUGUUUCGGGACUUUUGAAUCGUCCUGGAUUUUAUCAUCAGGCAUAACCUUGCAUAAUUGUUCAUGUAUAUGAAUGGACUAUUAAUAAAAUGUGAAAUACCCCACAUGACUGAGCUAUUUGAAAAUAUUUACUAUUUGAAUAGCUAAAUUUUCUUCAAUUAGCUUUUUCAAGAGAAAGCACCAAUAAAAAGGUGACUUGCUUCUCCACUGUGUAUAGGACCAUGAAUUCUAGCUUAGUGGUUAAAUGUACAGUGAAAUGGUAGGGUGAGCUAGAAGUAAACAUGAUUAAUUUGCAUCAUUACUUUGUAAUUCAAGCCAUGUAAGGUCAAGACAGUGUUGCUCAACGGGACUGCAAAGGAUUGCCAUAACUUAUUUAAAAUAAAUACUUUUUUCUUAUCUGUUGCAAAACAGAAACUAGUUUCAUGAAUUUUUUUGUUGUUAACCGGCAUUUGUAUUGUUUAUUACGUGUUCACUCAAAUGGUUGCUGUAUCUUCUGGGUUGAUAUUGUGUACACUUAAAAACAAUUAAAAUUCACAUUUUCACAGUUCAAACAUAGUUUAGAAACGUAGGUACUAAUCUAUCUUGUUAAUGGUUUAGCAGUUCUCAUUACAAUUUCAUUAUCCCAACUAUAUUUUUUUUAUAGAUUCACAAGAUGACUGGACAUGAGAAAACACUUGGGUAUAAAUAUGUGUGUGUGUGUGUGUGUAUGUGUGUAUGUAAUCUUGUGGCUUGUGCUUGAACCCCAAGUUUAGAUGUAGGUUAAGAAAAACAUAUAAUUUCCAGUUAAUAUGUCAUACAUAACUUAUUCAAAUCAACCAUAUUUGUUCCUUUUAUCUAACCCCUUUCUUGUAUUUACAUAUUUCAAGUUUUAUUUUGCCAUUUUAUGUAUGUACACUGCAUUUCAGCUAAUCUGAGCACUUUUGUAUUUUUGCUUAGUGUUUUGUGUCAUUUAUUUUGCUUAGUGUCAUUAUACUGAGAAAACUUUUUAAUGUUGCACUUUCAGGAUCACGGUCAUCUCGAAUUAACGAUUUUUCCUGAUAAUUGAACAACUGUAUAGUUUUAAUGAGAAUACCAAACAAAAAUUAUUUACAGUACAAUGAUUUUUGAUUCAAGUUGUAAUAAGCUGCUCUUAUAGAAGGAAAAAAAAUACAUGAGCACUGGUCUUCAGAAAAAUCACUUUGGAAAUGUACUCAUGAAACGUGAAAUGUAACCCGCUAUAGAACAGGAAACACUACAGGAAUGUAACGAUGAACUCUGAGCGGCCAAGGUCAGCAACCAUAAUUCACUGGGAAGAAAUCUGAAUUGAGUCAGCACCUGGCUUGGUGCGUGAUUACAGAAGGUCCCGAACCAUGGGGUGACGGAUUGAACAUCUUUUGCUGUAAUCUAAUACGGAAAUUACUUUUUCUAAUACGUGUGUUUUAAACUGGAUCACCAGUAAGACAGGCUAUGUUUGAUUUCAAACAUUUUCAUACAUAUAUUUCAUUCGUACAUUUCAAACAUACGCUAUUGCUGGUUUUUAUUAAUAUAGAUAAACCUAAGAACGAAUAAGAACGAUGACUACACAUACAGAAAACAAGCAAGCCAAAAUCUGCCGAUGUCAAAUGUUACACGCACAGACAGCACAGGAAAUUCCUUGGAAUGAAUUGGUAAAAACAUCACAGCACAGACAAGACAGUUGUAACAAGAACAGAAAAUACCAACAAACAACCAUCUAGGACAAAAAAGUGACAGACAGACGGACCCAAUGAUGAUACAAAACAGAUAAUCCAGACAACACAAUGCGCAAACCCGGCGAUGGCACUAAACAGAUAGUUAUUCGGGACAGCACGGUAACAACAGCACAGACGAACACAGCUGCGACUUUUCAAGAACUGACACAUGUUACAGUCAUCAGGCCCAAAUAGACUGGUAGGGGACACUGGGAAAACAGGGAGUUUAUAUGUGGUUGACCCUUUCUCCUGGCUCGGCCAAUGACGAGCUAGCACUCACCUGAUUGGUCCUACUGCGAGGGUUGUUGGUUGGCAAGUUUUUUUGUGAUGAAUUAGUUUCUGUUUUUAUAAAAGGAAUCUAUUUAUUUUUAAAUCAAAUACUUUGUUGAUUGCGUUGUUAUUGCUGACAAAUGCUGAUUUAAUUACUUGUUUGUGUAUUCAUCUUUCUUAAUUCUUGUGGUUUCUCUAUACAUACAGUGAAAACCAGCUAUGGUGUAUGCCCGUGGAAAUAUUUUAAAUCAAGCUUCCCCAGUGCAAGUAUCAUUCAAAGACUAUAUUUAAGUUGAAUGUUGUGCUGAUGUUGGCCACCAGAAGUUAAUCCAAAAAUGUUCAUAUUAGCUGCAAUGUAAUUAAAAAGUAAAUUUUGUUUUAUAAUUACUUUUUGCUAGUCUGUAAAAAAUAUUCAACAUAAAAAUAAAACUUGUUUUUGGAAAUAUUUCUGUUUGUAUUUUUUGUUAUUGUCAGUAUGAAAUUUAUGUAUAGGUGUUAGUAUAUUCUGUUGAAAUUUAAAUAUAAGUCAAAAGAGUUUUUUUAUAUAUUAUAUUGGUUUGUGUGUACUGUAUGCUAAAAAUUAUUUUCAGUACAAAUUGCUGUUGAAGAGGGAAUGCCAAGAUAUGUAAACUGUGUUUUUUACAGUAAAGUUUUUACAUGUGCAUUUAAUUCCGUCCAAUAACCAGAACUAAGCUGAUUAAAUACACUCUCGUUUGGGAAAUAUGCAUCAUCAAAGACGAGCUCAUAGAGCUCUGUGUGGCACCAAAAGUUGAUGUCAGCUGACGGAAAUACAGUUUGUCUCAUUUUAAAUGGUAGUUUGUUCAGAAAGUUUACAAAACUUAUUAUCUGUAUUGUGAUUAUAUGCUCCAUUUAUUCAUUAAAUUCUAUUUAUUGCAACUCAAGUUCUUAAAAAGAUAAUAUUUUAAAAGUUUUUUUCCUUUAUGAAAUAGACAUUAAGUUUGUAAUUGUGAAUUUUUGAUUUUAUUGAUGUUGAACUUGUAUUUAUAUGUCAUUCAAUUACUGUUACAUCUUUCCUUGAUAUAUACAGCAAGAUGUUUAAUUUGUAAAUUUAUUUAUAACUCAUAUGGCCAUUAUUAAAUAAUGUAAGUACUGUAUUCACCCGAAAAUAAGUCUACCUUGAAUGUAAGAUGACCCCCAGUUAUGCAUCUUAAGGUUCCAAGAAAAAUUAUUUACUUUCCUUCCUCAAGCCUGUAUCACAUGAUGGAAGGUUUCCUACUGGCGCCGCUAGACGCUCCCAACAAAACUGCUCGCUAGGCCUGCAUGGACAUUUCUACGGAACCUAUCGCAACCAAUAAGAAUCUACAGUAACCAAGUGAACUUCAUUCAUUGUGGAAUGACCGAGCUUUGCUCGGUAUUUUUUUUUUUUUUGUAAAUUGGGUUUUUUAGAAAUUAUAUUUAAAUAAAAAUUACAUACUGAUGAAAUAUGAAUAAUAUUUUUCGAUCUUACUGGCAUAAUAAUAACUUUUUUUCAAAGAUCGUUUAGGCAUUUUUAAGUGAACACAUGAGUUAAAAAGACAGAAAUAAAAUAAGUAAACAAUUGAUUUUCUUGGUCUAACCUCAAACCAAACACUCAUUGGCCAUCUACUGGAUUAGCUUUAGUGUUGUCGUUAAAGCAGUUAGUUGCUUCCAAUUAAAAAAAAAAUGAUAUUAUUACUCGCCAAUAGAUGUCAGGAAGAGUCAUUUAUGUUUAAGUUGAUUAUUGAAAACACAGAUAAAACUACAUUUUCUAAAAAUGAAUCCUAGCUAGAUCGAUUUAUCGGCCCCGAAACCCCCUGCAUACUAAAUUUCCUGAAAAUCAUUGGAGCCGUUUCCGAGAUUCAGAUUACACACACACACACACACACACACACACACACACACACACACACACACACACACACACACACACACACACACACACACACACACACACACACACACACACACACACACACACACACACACACACACACACACACACACACACGUGCACGCACGCACACGCACGCACUAAUUGCUCGUUUAAAGAUAUACGAUAAAUACUCAGAUCAUUUCAUAGCCAUUUUAUUUAGCCUACAGUUUCUGCUUGUGAAGCUCAGUCUCUAUUUAUGUUUUUGUGUUCUAUAUGUAACAAUAAAUUUUGUGUAGUGUUUGUUCGUUCAAAAAAUGUGUGUGUCGAAACCACACAAAGUGGUGGAACUUCUUGCUUAUUAUGUAUAGACAGAGAUAAAUUAUUACUAUUUUUUUUUAGAACAGGAGAUGAUAAUUGAGAAUAGUAAAGAUGCGGGUAUGAUCUCAAAUGAAAUACCUGUUUUCGAAAUGAAUGAAAUAAAAAUUUAUUUACUAAUAAUUUUUUUGUACGUUUAAAACAAACUUGCACAAAGUACAAUUAAAUUUAAUUUUAAAUAACUAUUCCUAAACUUGAAGCUUGCCGAUAAUUAGGUAGUUCAUGCAGUUUAACCAAAUGUCCACAUGAACGUGUGGAGUCUGAGGUAGGUAUCUGGCAUACGAACUGGACCUAGCUCGAUGCUGUUUUGUUGAGCCACAGUCGCCCACAGCUACACUCUGAUCGAGAAAUAUAUUCACCUCUUAGUUGUACUUAACAUAUUUACAUGCUCGUGGGCUCGUAACUAUAAUAUGGUGUGUGAUGUAGUUAGUCAAAUGAUAAUUUGUGUGAAAUAUUUAUCCAUAUAAAACUAAAGGAUGAAAAGCAUUAUACCAGCAAAAAUAUUUAGUUACACAGCUAAAACAAUAAGUGUUUCUAACAACACUGAUGUACACAAGUAAUUAAAAUAAUACUACGUACACGAAGGAAUAAUAUGGCGCGUGGCGCGGUGCACAACAAUAAGCUCAAACCCCGCUGUGUUGCCCUCUGCCCAGGUCCCUGCUAGAUGCCAGCAAGUCGGGUGGCAUCAGGUGCCGUGACCAGCCUCUCCACACCCGCCAGCGGCCCCGGAGUGGGGAUAGCUCGACGCGUCACCCCGAGAAACUACCGCGCAUAUGCGUUGUCACUUUCACAUGCCAGAUACCUACCUCAGAGUACACGUGUCCAUGUGGACAAUUAGUUACGCUGCAUAAACUACCUAAUUAUUGGCAAGCCUUAAGUUUAAGAAUUAUUUAAAAUCAAAGUUUGUUUGAAAUGUACGAGAAAAAAAUUUUUAGUACAUAUAUAUUUUUAUUUAAAGCAUCUACAAUUUAUUUAUUUGUGUGGAAAAGAGUUAUUUAAUUUGAGAUCAUACAACAUGCAUCCUUACAAUUCUCAAUUAUUAUCUCUUCUAUAAAAACUUACAAAUAAUUUAUCUGAUUUUAUUUAUAAUAAGCAAGGCAUUUCACUUCUGUGGUGCGUGGACUCCACGCACACAUUUUAAUUGAACAAAUCCUUGGCAAAUAUUGGGGAAGAAAAUAAAUGGGUAAUUUCUAGAGAAGUGACUUCUGGGACUACAGUAACCAUAAUUUUAUGUCCAGUUGUUUAUUUAAUAAUACUUGUGCGGGUUUUAUUGGUGUGUGUUAUUUUUAGUUCAAAGACUGUCUAGCUCCUUGGCAGAUACAUAGGAACUUAACAAGGUGGAAAAUGGAUAAGCCAUAUUUUCACAUUCAGUAAUUGUAAAUGAGCAGACUGUUUUAUAUCUGGAGUCAUGUGAAGUGCAUUUUCAAUCCCGGAAUAGAUAUACUUUAUUACGAAUAAACGUGCAUAAUAACCUAUCACUAGUACUGAUGCAAUGAAAACCCUAAUACAUGUUUGGAAUACUUUGUAUUAAAAACAAUUUGGAUUAUGCAGAAAUGAAAUAUUACCUAGUAGAACUUGUAAAAUCACAAAACACAAUUUACGAAUACAUUUGAAAAUUCUAAACACAGAAAAUUUUCACACUUUUUUGUGUAUAAAUCUAUAAAUGUAAAGUUACGAGACAUGGGACAAAUUACCAAUUUUCACAAACACACAAAUUUUAUGGGUUUGAAUGACACUCAGAUUGCAAUUUUACUUAAAAGCAGUAAACUACAUUUUUUCUUAUGCCAUCACACAUGAAACUGUAUAAUUUGUGUGUUUAUCUUGUGUGUACUAAAAGCCAUCAUUUAAUUUAAUUUUAAAUAUAGACCUAGUCUCAUUAUUUCGCUGUUUCACAUACAAAUGGUCCAGCUAAUUGAUUAUUUAAAAUUCACUUUGAAUACCCUUAUUUACAUCCAAAAUACAAUAGAAAAUGGUGAGCAUUUGCAAAUUUCAGCAACCUGACGAGAACCUUCAUCUGAUAACAUUUGACUGGCUGAAGUUUUCCCAUAAUUCUGUAACUGUUUCAAUGUGAAUAGAUACAUUUCAAAACAAUAAUCAAAACAUCUAAAUCCCUUCGAAAUAAAUUAUAGUUUUUAACACUAGGGCCACACACUACAAAUUCAUUCUUUGAUAAAAUUUUCAUCUUGUACGAAACCUUUCACAGAAAUUCGAAUAUGGCUGAUUACCAAAACUUUUGCUAAACGACCAGCUCUCUGUUAAUUCUUCCACAGAACCAUCCAUACCAGCUGCCUGGAAGAACUUCCGAGGAUACUUCAAUCGUGUGAUAGGGCCUUUAGUAGGAAGUCACUGUACAGAAUCACAAAAAUUAAUGUAAUUUUUUUUCUUGCCCAAAAAAUUGUGAAUUAAAAAUUCUUAAUAUUUAUUGUCAUUAUAUCAAUAUAAAAACUAAUUAAUCAAAUUCUGUAAUUAAAAAAUUUUCAACCUUUUUUUUUUUUAAAUAUUUUUUGCUCUCAGUUAUAAGAGGGCCCCUCAAUUUUUGGGUGGUUCUUCAAUAAAAAUCUUGUCUUAUUUUCGGGUCAAUAUUAAAUUUUUUCCAUUUCAAUUUUAAUUUUUUUAUUAUCAAACUUCUAGUUUGAAAUAAUUUAUGUAUAUUGUUUGGUUGCGAAUGACUGAAUAUAUAUAUAUAUGUAAAGUUCCUUUAAUGAAUACCUGUAGUAUUUAUUGUACCUAAAAUUCAUUGAAACAAUGAAUAGUUACCUUUGUACCACAGUUUUUUUUUCUUCAUGAAAUAAUAAAAUUAAAAACUAUAAAUUGUUAUUUUAAGUCACUUUAUUUUUCACAGCUGAAUUCUGAUUCCACUAUGAAAGUUCCAUACAGUUUGAAAUAAAUGAAGUUUUUCAGUCUGUAGGUCUUAAAAUCAAGGGCGCCCAUACCCGGGGGGCAGGGGGGGGGGGGGCCGUGGCCCCCCCCCCUAGCUUUCAGGGAAGGAAAAAUAUAUAGUGUAGUCAGGUGUUUUACUUUAAAGAAAAUUAUUUAAAUUCGGUAUUAUGUAGAAGUGGUUCAACACGAAGAUAUUAUUGUAUAUCGUUUUUUACAUGUCUACUUCAUUUUUUAUGUUAGUUCAAGCAUAGUUUCUGCUGCUGCAAUAUAAGGUGUUGUGAAGAGGGAGAAAACGCUGUUCAAGCGCAACGCCCGUGGCGAGUCAUUCCCCUUCGUAAUCCUGCCCAAGCUCACUCGAUAACACAACACAACAGAUUUAGACCAGUCAGAGUUAGACGACGCGACAGUUGACAUGUACUUGUAGACGGCGAAAUGUUUUGCUACUUUUUCGUCAUAAUAAUGUGAAUGUUCACAAAUAACAUCUCAAAACAGAGAUUUUUCAAUAGUCUUUAGGUCUACAUUUUUAUGCAUGUGGUCUAGAUUUAGUUUAGUGUAUUCAGUCAGUAUAAAUAACUUAAGUGUAAAUAAAUCAGUGAAAAGUGUAAAGAUAAAAAACAUUGUUAUUAUGUAGUGUUUCUUAGUUUUAUUCAUUCGUCACAUCCGCUCAGAAUAUUCACAAUUUUUAAGGUAAGCUAUCACCUUUAAAGUUACUCAAAUAAGAAUUACUAUUCAGAAAAGUCUACAACGUAAAAUUUAUUUUGGAAUUUUGAAUUUAUAGGAAAACCACUUUUUCCCUUCAAAAGUUUUUAAAGGAAUAAGGAUUCCGCUACCUUCAGUAGACUCGGAAGCAAUUUACACUGGAAUCUCGAUUUUACGUACGCUCACGGUCGCUUGGAUUGCAUUCGUAAAAUCGUUAUCUUCAUAAAAUUUUAAACACCCCAUCCCGUAAAGAUACAUGUUAUAAUUUAUUGAACGGAAUAUAUAUAAUAUUAAAUAGUAAAAACAAUGACUGCCAUCUGCGCUCUGCCCUCCCCUGUGUUCCCCUUAUUUUUUUUAACAUUCCACAACUUGCCUCAUUGCACGAGUGAUAUAAAAGUGACAUCACAGUGACUAAACACAGUUGCACCACGCAUUGCAUCAUGUUAACUUUUGUGUGGUGACAGUAGGUUGUCCGACAUGCCUUUCUUGGAUAUCUUUCCUUUUCGUAAGAUGCGUGCUACUAAAAUAAAUUUAUAUUUGAGUUUGCAAAUUGUCCACUCCUUGCCAGAGACGACUGAACACAGACGAGACUAUCCAGGGUAGGGUUGAUGAGCUGGAAGAAUUCCCUGCCUUGCAUUUUUAUGGACUUCACCUUAUCAUAUUUAUCAGUUAAUCUUUAACAGAUCGGCUUGAAAAAUAUUAAUGAACGCACUUUUAGUAACAUAAUUGAGGAGAACAAGCACACAGUUCAGUGUACACCUGUACGGUUUCAUAAAAGUGAUCAUAGGUAGGGAUUGGAAAAAUUCGCGUUUUCAAUGACCACUAGGAUAGACUCCAUGAUUCUCUAUGUACUCGGGCAAAUAUCACCUGGCUAUUGGCUACCGACUCGGGACACCUGUUUAUUGCGAUUCUUAUGAUUCGAUACUUCUUUUGUUAAGUGUUUGCCAUUGGCUCAGAGUCCUUCAGGUAAGUUGCGGUCCAAUCACUGACGCAGCAUUAAGCUAAACGAGUUUGGAUUCCAGCCUGUCUCGAAAGGAAUCCGCAAAUUUUUACGGUCUCUAAUCAUAGGCUUAUUUGGUGAAGAAAAACGCUGCUCUGUAACGACAUUCAUUAAAAACACAGUACAUUUUAGUGCGAGAAGCCCUUGAAUUUGUGAUAGCCAUAGGGAAUUAUUUGUUUGUAUAGUAAGUUAAAAAAAGCUUAGUUAAAAAACUGCUCGUCACGUCUACUUGCUGCGUCACUUAUACCAUUUUUGAGCGUUUUUUACUGGGAAACCGAUGCAGCGAAGGUAAUGAAUGCGACACAUGUCAAGAUAAUGCCUAAUGGCGUGGGUUGCUGGAUAUUAGCGGAAAGGAGAGGAAGUAGCUACUCAAUAUCGUUUCUUUCUCUUACGCUUCACAAGGUUUCAAGCUCAGUUGCUAUGCUCACGAGCUGGAAAUGUUGGAAUGGGUAAGGAAUGUUGAGUAUAGUUCAUUUGCGGUAAAAUAAAUAUUUUUACGGCCUUGACAUAAUUUUUCAAUCGAAGAAAUUUCGAACUAUGCGACAAAUAGUGUACCUAGUCCAUUUUUUCUUUUCGAUUUUGAGUUUGAUGAUGCAAUAACGUAUACAAUAUUCGCUAACGGUAAAUGGAUGUUGUAUUAGCUUAAAAAUAUGAAUACGCUGUGCAUUAAAAUUAAUAUUUUUGUAUGUUUUCAUAGUGUUUUUUUAAAUUUUAUUAAAUAAAUUUUGGUGUCAAAUUUUCCGAAUUUUAGAUGGUUCCUGAAAUAUGUAUUCGUAAAAUCGCGGCUUCAUUGAGUCCGGGCUCCGUCAAAUCAAUGUUCUAAUGUACUCUUAAUUCUGAAGUUAAGUAAUGAACAUGUUAUUUAAGGGUUUAUCAGGGCCGUAUUUACGCGCAGGCUAUCUAGACUGUAGCCUAUGGGCCCGCACCACACAUGGGGGCCCGCACCACACGACACUGCGACGUGGAUCUUCUUAUAUUCUUAAAAUACGCGUCGACAUAGUGUCCAGUUGUUUUGUGUGGAUUGAUUGCGCCGAACUAAACUCUUCUGUGGAAAACUGACAUGAGUUAUGUCAGCAUUUAGAAAUUUUCGAUUAUUUUCAUUGGUUUUGGUGUCACUUAAUUCCUUAACCUCUAAAUACUGUUUGGUUAAAUUGUCUAGUUAAAUAAUAAACUAAUUUUUUCUGCGCUUUUCUAUCACUAAAUAAACUUAUAGUCCUCGACUACUGAAUCCAUCUGUGCUAAUUCUAAAUGAUAAGCAAUUAUGAUUCAUAUCGAAACAUAGUAAUAUUCAUUUAAUUGUGAAAAAUUUUUGACUAUAAUUAUAAGCGUAGUUCAGGUGUUACAUUUAAAAACAACUGUUUUCUGACUGUGAUAACAUAUUUAAAUCGUUUCUCUCCCAAAGUUGAAUCUUUUGACCAAAACGUUUUAAACUUUAUAAUUAUUUUAAUUUAAUUUGUACGCGAUAUUUAUUUAUGGGUAAAGAGAGCAAUUAGUUGAAGGACUGUAUUCUUGAUAUCCGUGUACCCGAGACGCUACAAAAGUAUAAGGACUGUAUUCCUGCAUUUUUGUUGCUAAAAAUUCAUUUGUUUCAAUAAAAUAGUUAAUAAUUAAUUAAUAAAGUAGCCAAUAUAGAUUUUUUUUAUGGCAAAUGAGUACUGUGGUCUAGUAUUUUAGUAACAGGACAAAAAAAUUUAAUAGGGUCAGAACUGGAACUAUUUUAUGGCUAGUAACAAGCCGCAGUUAAGUCUUCCAAAAUAUUAAAAAUACUUCAUACCCCUAAGUCUGGCCCCCCCCUAUAAAUUAUCAUAUGGGCACCCUUGCUUAAAAUAUAUUGGCAUUUAAAUAAAACUUUAUGACCAACCAUAUUUGUGUCUCUUGAAGUAACCAGUUUAGUGAAAUGAUAACUAAGGUAAACUAUCAUUUGUUAAAAUUUGUACAUUUUAGUGCAAAACCUUUGUGUGGUCUAGGCCUUGUGGAAGUUUCAGUGCAAGGAUAUAUUUGGACUGAAGUGCAAGCUUUAGCAGACCACUGGCCGUUUUCAUGGAAGUUUUGGUAUUCGGUCAUGUUCAAAUUUUUGUGGAUGUUUUCCAAUAAGGUUUAACUUUUGUCAACUUUUAGCCAAUCAAAAGACUGCUGUAGUCUUGAGUUAUGAACUAUGUUGAAACUUAAUAAUGCUCACCUGUUUUUGAUCUUGUUCGAUUUUAACAAGGGUAUUUGAAUUGUAUUUUAAUUAAUCAACUAUCUUGGACCGUUUGGAUGUGCAUAUAUUGUUAGAUAAAAAUUCAUUGAUGUGAUAAUGUAGGUAGGCCUAUCCCCAAGUCAUAUGUUAUACUUUUUGAAAUUUAAUGUUAUGUUCUUAAGGAACAAAACUUUUUUUUUUUUAUCUAGUACACAAAAACAUGAUAAUACAGCUAAAUAAGCAGAAACAAGAGACUUAAGGUUCUGUCUCUUAUGCCAUGUUGAUAUUUUUAGUUUUUUCAUUAUUACUUUUUUAAGGGCAAUUUCUAAAAUUAUAACUCAAUGCCUCCCUUGUGUUUAUGGUUUGACCACAGAUGUUUCCAACAGAUAUUCACCUAGAGUAAUAUCAUGGGCAUUAAAAGGCGCACAAGUCUUGAUGAUUAUCAUCACUUGUACGGUUUGUACAACAAUAUUAAACUUGGUGAAUAUCUGUUUAAUAGUGUGUGAGAUUGAGCCUUAAAAAGGUAUCAUUAAGUGAUUUGAGUGUUUUUAAAUACUGACAUACGUGAAUCUGUUAAACGUUUUGUAAACUUAUGGCUUUAUUUAAAUAAAAGUGCUUAUUUCCAUGAUAAA